AUGCAGUUGCCACCAUGGCUCGUCUGGUACAAGAAGCCGGAGUAUCGCGACAUCAAGCAGUACUCGGCUGAGGCCAAGAGUGGCAAGCGACCCACGAGCUCGGAUAGAAAGAAUAAGAGUGCUAUUCCUAGACGGCUGCAGUUGAAGCGGAUUUUGGAUAACAAGACUUGCAGUCCCAUGUCACUCUAUGACUUCUAUAUGUACCUGAAGUACAUUGAGUUCUCGUCGGAAAACUUGGAGUUCUAUAUUUGGCUCAAGAACUAUGAGAAAACAUACUCGAAGACAGGUAGCGUCAGAGACUUCGGAGACACAGACGAUGAUGGUUCAUUACAGAUCUCGGAAUCGAAGCUAGAGGAGUCCAACUCAUCUAUGGACUUCAUUCCAGACCCCGAAAUCGGUAUUUGCCCCUUCAAUCAGCUAGUAACAUUGUACUCACCAAUGCAAACAGCCAGAGAAACCCUCGACCACAUAGCCGAACUCCUUAGUCCACAGGCCAUCUGCGUCCCAGAUGGCUUCUGCAACCCAAGCUGCACCGCCAACAAAGUGGUCUUCGAUCCCACCACCGCCAUAACCAACACCCCCAACGCCGAGAAGAAUACACACCUGACCACGACGACCCGUCCAACCGCAACUCAAUCUACCCUCCCCAAACCCGCCUUAGGCCAACGCGCCGAGCUCAAGGCCAUAGUGCAGACCUACCUCGUCCCCUCCGCCCCGAAGGAACUCAACAUCCCGCCCUCACUCCGAUCCCAAGCCCUCGCCGGCCUCGCAAACUCCUCCGACCCGGCGCAUUUACAGCCCAUCGCCGAACAUGUCUACCAGCUUCUGUGCAAUUGCUCGCACCGGAAUUUCGUGCGCCUCGGUAUAUGCAACGGCACCAUGGAAACAAUUUGCAUGGCGACCGGCCUGGGCAUAGUUCUCGUGCUCGCAGGGUUCUUACUCAUGUUCCUACGGUGUUUCGUCCCCUCUCGGGGCGCACACAGCCGCUGGGAGUCUUUCGCGGCCUGGCCGAUGUGGUGGUUGGGAAUGAGUUUGAUUCUGUCGGGGGCGAGAGGGAGUUGUUUUUUCCUUUUGUUGUUUUCGCGACGGCAGCCGUUGCCAUGGGAGAGGUUCGAUGAUGGGGCCAGUGUCGUUUCGAAAACAUCGGGACUCAGGAGGGCGGUGUCGAGAUUGAUGAUUUUGGAUCGUAAGAUCAGGGUUAAGGAUGUGCAUUUGAGGAGGUUGCAGACCAAUAUUGUAGUGCAGAGUUUGGUUGGGGGCGCCGUGUUUGCAAGUUUGGGGGUUUUAUUGUUUGUGUUCUUGCCGGUUUGGAAACAGACUGUGGGGAGGUGA
Messenger RNA from Pseudomassariella vexata, 1332 nucleotides. RefSeq lists its product as uncharacterized. NCBI's taxonomy places the organism in Eukaryota, Fungi, Ascomycota, Sordariomycetes, Amphisphaeriales, Pseudomassariaceae. The record is from RefSeq and is a predicted model, not a curated record. The coding region runs from base 1 to 1332 and encodes 443 amino acids. The transcript has 3 exons.